AUGGCCGCCCCCGCUGAGAACCAGAUUCCGAAGUCGAAGUACGACGACUACGACUUCCCCACGACUGCGCCGGAAGCCCAGUCCGGUCACCCCGGCCACACCACCCCCGAACAGGAUGCAAAGGUGGAACAACUGCGGAGUGAGCUGGAGCAGCUCGGUUACACGGAGAGACUCGAUACCCUGACUCUGUUGCGCUUCUUGCGGGCCAGAAAGUUCGAUGUUGCUGCGUCCAAGACUAUGUUCGUCGAGUCGGAGAAGUGGCGCAAAGAGUUCGGCACUGACGAUCUCGCUCGCACUUUCAACUACGAGGAAAAGCCUCAGGUCUUUGCUUACUACCCCCAGUACUACCACAAGACGGAUAAGGAUGGAAGACCCGUCUACAUCGAGAAGCUGGGCAAGAUCGAUCUCAAUGCCAUGUACAAAAUCACCACCGCCGAGCGCAUGUUGCAGAACCUCGUCACGGAGUACGAGAAGCUCGCCGACCCCCGCCUGCCCGCUUGCUCCCGCAAGGCCGGUAAGCUCCUGGAGACUUGCUGCACUAUCAUGGACCUGAAGGGUGUCGGCAUCACCAGCGUCCCUUCGGUGUACGGUUACGUCCGUCAGGCCUCCGUCAUCUCCCAGAACUACUACCCUGAGCGACUGGGCAAGCUGUACCUGAUCAACGCUCCCUGGGGCUUCAGCACCGUCUUCAACGUCGUCAAGGGUUUCCUCGACCCCGUCACGGUCGAUAAGAUCCACGUCCUCGGUGCCAACUACAAGAAGGAGCUCCUCGCUCAGGUCCCCGCGGAGAACCUGCCCACUGAGUUCGGCGGUACCUGCCAGUGCCAGGGUGGCUGCGAGCUGAGCGACAUGGGCCCGUGGCAGGAGCCGGAGUGGGCCAAGACCCCCAAGUGGGCUCUCCCCAAGGAGCAGAGCUCGUCCACGAACGAGGAGAAGACUGAGACCCCCCAGGAGUCGGAGGCUCCCCAGCCAGCUGCAUAG
Messenger RNA from Aspergillus terreus NIH2624, 981 nucleotides. RefSeq names its product SEC14 family lipid-binding protein. Lineage: Eukaryota; Fungi; Ascomycota; Eurotiomycetes; Eurotiales; Aspergillaceae. The record is from RefSeq and is a predicted model, not a curated record. The transcript is spliced from 3 exons. The coding region runs from base 1 to 981 and encodes 326 amino acids.